GCGAAAGACGCAAGAAUAAGUAUAUUACCCCUUCUUCCCCUAAUAGCAAAGCAAAACGAAGAAAAAAAAUGCACUACCCUUUUAUAAUUCUUCUUCUCCUCUCAUUUGCCAUGGAACAGAUUGAUGUUCUCACAGAAGCCUCGCUUAUGAUGGAGUUUUCCAAGGAACAAUUGUUUCUCCUCAAACGUCGUGGCCUGAGUAAGCCAUCGAGUCUUUCGGAACUACCUGUGACACGCUUAUUGCCUUUUACAGGCAAUACGACAAGCUUGCCAGAGAAUCAAAUGCUCAUGCUGUCUUCGUGUAAGCUGCAUCAGAAGCUAAACGAGGAUAACAUCACUUGCAACAAUGGUGAAAGGAAUCAUGAGCUCGACGGGCGAGUGACAGAGAUACAAAGCAUGUGUUUGAUGAACGAGCAGGUGAUGAAGGAACUUACCAUCAUAGAAACCAUGCCGUUUAAUCCAGAUUGGCUUUUUUCAAGUAUAAUCGGCUUCACUGAACUAGUUUACAACAUAAAGUGCGAAUUACGUGGAAUGAAUGAUACGCUUCUUUGUCUACCCAACUGAUCUCAGGGCAUUCUGUAAAAGAGAAAUUUAAGCUAAAAUGUGAGGAUAUAGUUAUCUGCAACGCUCAGCUAUAUUUUUAUAUUGCAGAAUAUGGGCGGUGCUUCAGUUUUUUUACUUUUUUUUCUUGUGAACAGCGAAUUCAAAAUUGGGAUGUUUGCAUCAUAAUUUUGUUAUCUAUGUGCUAACUAAUGAUUUCAUAUUAUUCAAGUAGUUAGUUUCAAUAUUGUGUUACUUAUUGGGAAGCUUUUGGGUAUUUUUUAAAA
Phytomonas sp. EM1 is the source of this 826-nucleotide messenger RNA. Lineage: Eukaryota; Euglenozoa; Kinetoplastea; Trypanosomatida; Trypanosomatidae. The record is from the annotation of a GenBank genome assembly.